AUGGACGCCUCCUCCCUCCGCAUCUCCAAGUUCGAUGGAACUAACUUCCACGCCUGGAAGUUCAAGAUGCAGAUGGUGCUGGAGGAACGGGACCUAUGGGAGGUCGUCAGCGGUGAGAUCAAGGCGGAACAGUGCGAGACUCAGUUGGACCAAGCGACGUACAAGAGGAAGUCAAGAAAGGCGAUGGCAGUGAUCUGUCUAGCCAUGGAAGAUUCCCAGCUACCGUUGGUCCGGUCGGCAAGUGGUGCAUGCGACGCAUGGUCAAGGUUGGAAGACCACUUCGAGAAGAAGAGUCUUGCCAACAAGCUGUUCUUGCGCCGUCGCUUCUUCACGACAAUGAUGGAAGAAGGCGACGAUGUGCUCGAACACAUCAACAAGCUCAAGACGCUGGCGGAACAGCUAGAAGCGGUGGGGGCUCCAGUCUGCGAGGACGAUCUGGUGAUCACACUCCUCGGCAGCCUGAGUGACUCGUAUCAAUUCUUGAUCACAGCUUUGGAGUCGCGCUCAGACACUCUUAGCUGGGAGCUCGUGACGUCUCGACUGCUUCAUGAAGAAAUGAAGCGGAAGGAGCAAGGAAUUAAAGGUGAUGAAGCUUCGCAAGGUCAAGCGUUCAUCACAAGGGACAAUCAGCGCAAAGGGCGACCAGUGAAGAAGUCCUGGCCGUGCCACAAUUGCGGAAAGAUUGGUCACUGGAUGGCGGAGUGCCCCUCGCGCAUCCAAGAAAACACGGAGAGACACCGGCCACAGCGUGCUCAAGACAGCGGCGACCGCUAUCGAUCACAACGUGCAAACGUCGCUCAAGAAGAAGACUCGGGCGACUACCUCUUUCGAUCGGUGAAACGACAUCUGCGAAAUCGAGCGACAUCUGGCUGGUCGACUCCGGGGCGACGCAGCACAUGA
Molecule: messenger RNA, 900 nt
Organism: Peronospora matthiolae
Lineage: Eukaryota; Oomycota; Peronosporomycetes; Peronosporales; Peronosporaceae
Source: the annotation of a GenBank genome assembly